AUGGCGUUUCCGGAAGAAAGUUCUCAGGCUGAUGAUGUGAAUAAUGCAAGCAGCAACAUGCUUCUGCGCGAAAGCACCGAAUUGGAAACAGCUGAUAAAACCGAAAGUGAAGAAGAGGCCGAUGGUUCAAUGACGCCACCAGUCCCUACAGAGUUCACCUAUGACGAUUCGACUGACGAUUCGUCUGACGGUGGUGCUUCGUCCGAUUCAGAUGAUGAUGAUGAUCGUCCCUUAAAUGGAUUGUUUGGUAAAUCUAACGCUAACAAUGGAGAAUUUUCCUGGGAUAGUACAUUUAUCCCAAACUUGUAUCGAUUGAUCGAACUGCGUUCGGAUACAAGCACAACCGGGACAGUGGAUAAAGCUAUUAUCCACCCGAUAGAUUUGGGAAACCUGUGCAAUGCAUUGGCCCCCGAAAGUUAUCAUUCUAUCGCCGAUAUACGCUUUGAGAAAUUAGGGAAAGAACAUCUCGAUCUUGUUGGCUGCUACGGGAAUCGUGAACUCAUUUUAAAGCUAUUGUUACAGAGCAAUUGUAUCGAUCAGGACAGAUAUGAUGAACUUGUCAAGUCUGAACGAGAUUCCGAUUCAGUUCGUACGAGUAAUUCGUUGACAACUGGCCUCUAUCUACUUUUUGUCAAGCCGCAGUUGGGCUUU
This is a messenger RNA of Paraglomus brasilianum, 651 nucleotides long. Lineage: Eukaryota; Fungi; Glomeromycota; Glomeromycetes; Paraglomerales; Paraglomeraceae. The record is from the annotation of a GenBank genome assembly.